AUGCUUUGCCUCCUGGAAGGAAGUAUCGGGGUUAGCCACAUGCUGAUUAUUUCGACCUCAAAGUAUAAGAGUUGGGAUCUGGUGUUGUGGUGUGCGACUUUACUUGUCAUCGGAAGAACCUCAUUGCUCUUGACACUGUGUGAACCUAUGCAUACAACUCUCGAUUCUCACAACACACAAAAACAUGAAGAGUUUCAUUCUCAAGAGUUCAACAAAACCAUAUGA
Molecule: messenger RNA, 225 nt
Organism: Lactuca virosa
Lineage: Eukaryota; Viridiplantae; Streptophyta; Magnoliopsida; Asterales; Asteraceae
Source: the annotation of a GenBank genome assembly